AUGAAAAACUGCCCAAUGUUGGUGGCUGCGAAGCCGACCGUCGACUAUCAUGCUCAGGAGGUUGGUCAUGUCCUUGUCCACCAUCUCUUCACCGAAACCUUUCAGUGCUUAGCGCUCGAAGGGUCCACACAUCGCGAACAACAGGUAACCGAGCUCAUGACGUGCAUUCGUGUCUAUACGGUUGCAUGGGAUUAUAAGCUCAGCUCCCUCAAGGAUCAAGCUCGAAUAUACCCUAAUCCAAGCAAAGAUGACAUGUGGCUUGGGGACUACUUGAAGGAUCGAAUGAAGGCGCUCUUUGCUGACCGGGAAGUCGAGAAGAGUAUAGAAUCACCCCAUGCUGGAGCAAAGUCAACUAUCGCUGAGCUCGUUUUCCACAACGCUCUGCGUCUGCACGAGGAAAAGCUCGAUCGAAACAAUGGAUUGAUUGACUAUGGACCAGUAUACUAUGAAGACAUGCCUGGACCUGGUUCCGAAGUCGAACUCGCAUACAACGAGUCCUUACAUGAACCUGAACACAAGCAUGAGUUCGUUAGUCAAAAGGAUUCAUCAGAACCUUUAUCUGCGUUGGAUCCUGAAGAGAAUGAAUCCAUGCUGGAAUCUGAACCUGUAGAUGGCAAUAGGAUUGCUGAUUCUCCACGGUACGAAACCGUACCCAAACUGUCAUACGACGAGAAUGCACUGUUCCUAAUCACAUACGAAGAAGUUUCGGUUGAAUCCUCGACGUCGGAGCCUCCCUGGCAAGACAAAACGGAAUUCGUCCCCGGUUCAGAAACAGACACAAGCCCUCCUGUCUUCACGCCGCCCUCGUCCACGACGUCGUACAUUUCUAUUGACCCAGAGAAGGUUCAACGCUUGGGAAUUGAAGCAACGCACAAGCAGGAAGCACAACGACCGAUCACGAAACCCUCAAGGACAAAAGCGAAGGAUUCCAAUAGAAGAAGACUUCGGGAAGCACAGGCUUCGCGAAAAUCAGAAGAGCUCGAUGUCGUUUGUGAGUUAAUGAGUUAA
Pseudomassariella vexata is the source of this 1008-nucleotide messenger RNA. RefSeq lists its product as uncharacterized. The transcript has 5 exons. Bases 1 to 1008 code for a protein of 335 amino acids. Lineage: Eukaryota; Fungi; Ascomycota; Sordariomycetes; Amphisphaeriales; Pseudomassariaceae. The record is from RefSeq and is a predicted model, not a curated record.